Molecule: messenger RNA, 645 nt
Organism: Zychaea mexicana
Lineage: Eukaryota; Fungi; Mucoromycota; Mucoromycetes; Mucorales; Lichtheimiaceae
Exons: 2
Coding region: 24-512 (162 amino acids)
Source: RefSeq, a predicted model, not a curated record
AAUUCUUCUUCCAAAAGAAACCUAUGAGCUCUGCAGCAACUUGUAUUGAAACCGGCCAACACAACAGCGGACGCUUUAUUUUAUGCAACGAUCAACAUUGCUCCAAAAAGUUUAAAUACACCGACUGGGUGAUUCACACCAAAAUUGAUGGUCCCCACCCUCGCGAUCACUUUGCCUCUGAACGAACCUUCCUGUCAUGGUUGCGGACUGGAAUGACGCUUGUUCUCAUUGGGUUUAUGACACUGUUGGAUGUUCGGCAGCUACUUGCACCUUCAAAGGGGCUUCCAUGGUCACACGAAGAUGUACCAUACAAGACGCGGAUUGUGGCGUUCGUGUUCAUUGGGCUUGGGCUGGCCAGUAUCCUGGUAUCGUUGGUGACUUAUUUUAAGAACCAGUAUCGGAUCGUCAACCAGCUGUUGGAUGUCGGCCACGGUUGGGCAGGAUAUUCCAUGGCGUUAAUGAUCAUGUUGUUUGUUUGCUUCGUGAUGGUUGUUGCAAUUACGGAGAGCUAAUACGUAACAACGCCCUAAUUGUUCUCUUUGUAUAUAUAACUUUGUACCUUAUUCUCUGUAUGUUAUUCCUUACAAAGUGUUUUAGAUAUCAAAUAAAAGAAUGCUAGUAUACCCCUGAUGCGUGUUGUCUGUG